AGACCCGCGUUGGCAUUUUUAUAAGCAACAUGAUGGAUAGAGCGCGUCGGAGCUUAUUGUGACCUGCGCUUUUGCGCGUAAAUUCCCAGAAGGCGCUCCAUGAAAACUUCCAACACGAUGCCUUUUGCAAACACAGAGUAAUAUUUAAGCCUGAUCAAGUUCUCGAGUUUUGCUCAUCGCAAUGGAGAGGGAGCAGGCUGAACGAUCCGGGAGCCGAACUUCAUCCAGUUCCGAUACCGACACUGAGACCGACACUGACACCGUGUCCGAGCCGGAAUUGCGCUGCAAUUCGGAAGAAACUGAAUCUGAAUCGGAGCAUUUGGCUGCACACCGCUGUGGAGAUUUACUAACAUUACACACCGCCAGUGUCGAGCAAAAAGGGAAGCUGGAAUCCGCAAACGACAGCAAAGACGACAAAAUGAGGAAUGACCACGAGUGCGAUGAGGAAGAAGCCGAAAUGCUGGAUAACAUCCUGUCUCCACCCCCACUGCCUUUCUGCAAGACGAGUAACCCCGAGGUGUGUUCUAAUUCCAGCCUGGCGCUCAAAUUCACCCGCCAGCUGAGCGAAGACGGCAGACAGCUCCGUCGAGGGAGUCUGGGCGGAGCGCUAACAGGGAAGUAUCUGUUGCCGUACAUGUCGGCUCAGCAGGCGUGGCCGGCCUCGGGGACGGAGAGCUCCAACCUGGUGCGUAUGCGCUCCCAAAGCUUCGGAAAGUCGGCUCCAUCCCUCACUGCAAGUCUGAAGGAGCUCAGUCUGCCCAGGAGAGGGAGCUUCCUCACUCCAAGAAGCUUGAGCCCGACUCCCACAAGUCCAUGCAGCCCAUGCAGCCCGCUACACGCCUUCCAUUUUUGGAGCUGCAGGACGGGGAACAGGAAGAGUCUUAUAGGAAGCGGACAGUCAUCGGGACUUCCUCGGCCCCACUCACCCUUUUCUUCACACACAGGCACCAGUCCUCAGGACAGUCCUAGAAACUUCUCUCCCAGUGCCUCAGCCCACUUCUCCUUCGCUCGCAGGACCGACGGACGACGCUGGUCCCUGGCAUCCCUCCCGUCAUCCGGAUAUGGAACCAACACCCCUAGUUCCACUCUUUCUUCGUCCUGUUCAUCACAGGAGAAGCUCCAUCAGCUGCCCUUUCAGCCCACUGCCGAUGAGCUCCACUUCCUGUCCAAACACUUCUGCACUGAGAGCAUUGCCGGCGAUGACCACCGCAGGGCCACGCCCAUGCGCCCGCGCUCACGUAGCCUCAGCCCUGGAAGAUCUCUAUCGUGCUGCGAUCAUGAGAUUAUUAUGAUGAAUCAUGUGUACAAAGAACGCUUUCCUAAGGCCACAGCGCAGAUGGAGGAGCGCAUUCAGGAGAUCAUAAGCAGCAGCUCCCCGGAGAACGCGCUGCCUCUGGCGGAUGGAGUGCUCAGCUUCGCCCAUCACCAGAUCAUUGAACUGGCACGCGACUGCCUCGAGAAAUCUCGCCUCGGCCUCAUCACCUCUCGCUACUUCUGCGAGCUCACUGACAAACUCGAACGACUUUUUCAGGAGUCCACUGAGAGAUCGGAGAGUGCUGAGGUGACUUUCAUUAAGGAACUGGUGAAGAAGAUCCUCAUCGUCAUCGCCAGACCUGCGCGCCUUCUGGAGUGUCUCGAGUUUGACCCAGAGGAGUUCUAUCACCUGCUGGAGGCAGCUGAGGGUCACGCCAAAGAGGGACAAGGCAUCAAGUCCGACAUUCCACGCUACAUUAUAAGCCAACUCGGCUUGACGCGAGACCCUUUGGAAGAAAUAGCCCAGUUAACCAGCUACGAUAGUGGGAUUGCAGAAACUCCUGACACUGAUGAUUCUUCCCAGAGCUUGAGUGCACCACUGCAUCCCCGCCGUAAACCCUGCGAGUCUGACUUCGAAAUGAUCAAACUUAUCAGUAAUGGAGCUUACGGCGCUGUCUAUCUGGUGCGACACAAAGAGACCAAUCAGCGCUUUGCGAUGAAGAAGAUCAACAAGCAGAACCUGAUGCUGAGGAACCAGAUCCAGCAGGCGUUUGUGGAGAGGGACAUCCUGACCUUCGCCGAGAACCCGUUUGUGGUCAGCAUGUACUGUUCCUUUGAGACACGCAGACAUCUGUGCAUGGUCAUGGAGUAUGUGGAAGGUGGAGACUGUGCCACGUUGUUGAAGAACAUGGGGCCUUUGCCAGUGGACAUGGCCAGAAUGUACUUUGCUGAGACUGUCCUUGCUUUGGAAUACCUCCAUAAUUAUGGCAUCGUCCACCGAGACCUGAAACCAGACAAUUUGCUAGUCACCUCAAUGGGACACAUCAAGCUGACUGACUUCGGCUUGUCGAAGGUGGGCCUGAUGAACAUGACCACUAACCUGUAUGAGGGCCACAUAGAGAAGGAUGCCAGAGAGUUUUCAGAUAAGCAGGUGUGUGGCACCCCUGAGUACAUCGCUCCAGAGGUAAUCCUGAGGCAGGGAUACGGGAAGCCCGUGGAUUGGUGGGCGAUGGGGAUCAUUCUGUACGAGUUCCUGGUGGGAUGUGUGCCGUUUUUUGGAGACACCCCAGAAGAACUGUUUGGUCAGGUUAUAAGUGAUGAGAUCAACUGGCCUGAAGGAGAGGACGCACCUCCGACUGAUGCUCAGGAACUCAUCACGCUGCUGCUCAGGCAGAACCCACUGGAGCGCCUGGGAACUGCAGGUGGAGCCUAUGAGGUCAAGCACCACCAGUUUUUCCACAGUCUGGACUGGAACAGUCUGCUCAGACAGAAGGCUGAAUUUAUACCCCAGCUUGAGUCUGAGGAUGACACCAGCUACUUUGACACCCGAUCUGAAAGGUACCAUCACCUGGAAACUGAGGAAGAAGAAGACACAAACGAUGAAGACUUCAAUGUGGAACUGCGGCAGUUUUCCUCGUCCUCGCACCGAUUUUCUAAAGUAUACAGCAGUCUGGAUCUGUCCCGUGGGCAGCUGGAGGAAAAAGGAGAGCAAGCGGAGAAGAAGAGUGAGAGUCCCCUCACUGUCGACUCUCUCAGCUGGACUCCAGACUUCACUGAAAUACCAUCGCUGUCCCACUCGUCUGACAUGGAGAGCACCAGCACGGGCCGACAUUCUGGACUCCUGCCUAAGUUUGCCAUUUCAGCAGAGGUGGAUAGCUGCGAGAGUUCGCUGUCCUUAGACAAGGCCGGUAAGGUGGCGUUCUCUGUCGGAGAGCUUCCUCAGGACGAGGCUGAUGCCACCACACCCUCCAGCCCAGUCAGUAACGCCACCCUGUCAGGCAGUUUCUCCGAACACUUGGACCAGCUGAUAUUACGGCCGGAGGGAGUGGUCAGUCCGGACCCUACUAUCAAGCCGUCCGCUGAAACCUUCAGCCAUUUGACUUCCCCAAGGCCAAAGACCAGUAUCCCUAAGUCAUCGUCCACCAGCGCUCUGUCUCUUAUGAUUCCUGCAGAUGUUUUCGGCACGUCUCCUCUGGCCAGUCCCAUGUCUCCGCACUCGCUGUCAUCAAACCCCUCCUCCAGAGACUCCUCCCCUAGCCGAGACUCCUCGCUCUCUGCUGCCACCUCACGACAGCCAAUCAUCAUUCACAGUUCAGGGAAGAAGUUUGGCUUCACGCUGCGAGCUAUUAGAGUCUACGCUUGCGACAGUGAUGUCUAUACUGUCUAUCACAUGGUCUGGAACGUGGAAGACAACGGACCCGCUCAGAAGGCCGGACUCAAAGCUGGAGACUUGAUCACUCAUGUCAAUGGGGAAACAGUCCAUGGACUGGUCCACACUGAGGUGGUGGAACUGUUGCUUAAGAGUGGAAGCAAGGUUGCCAUAUCCACGACUCCGUUUGAGAAUACUUCGAUCAAAACCGGUCCAGCUAGAAGGAAUAGUUAUCGAAGCAAAAUGAUACGGAGAACCAAGAAGCCCAAGAAGGAGAAAACACAAGAAAGACGACGGUCAGUAUUCAGACGCUUUGCCAUGCAGCCCUCUCCACUCCUCCACACCAGCCGCAGCUUUACCUCCUUAAACCGAUCACUGUCUUCUGGGGAGAGUCUGCCAGGAUCCCCCACACACAGCUUGUCUCCUCACUCCCCCACUACCUCCUUCCGGCCCACACCGGACUUUAACCAAUCAGGUGGCACAUCAUCUCAAAGCAGUUCUCCAAGCUCUAGUGCACCAAAUUCCCCCGCUGGCUCUGGCCAUGUCCGUCCUAACACUUUGCACGGUUUGGGCCCCAAGUUGCCUGGGCAGCGGCUUCGUCAGAGCCGCCGGAAAUCAGCAGGGAGCAUCCCACUCUCCCCACUGGCUCGAACACCUUCCCCAACCCCUCAGCCCACCUCCCCUCAGCGAUCUCCUUCCCCCUUGCUUACUCACUCAGUGGGAAGCUCUAAAACUACUCAGACCUUCUCAGCCAAGAUGCACUCGCCCCCUACAAUUGUCAGGCACAUGGUGCGACCCAAAAGUGCCGAACCCCCACGGUCCCCACUUCUUAAGAGGGUUCAGUCAGAGGAAAAGCUCUCGCCAUCCUACACGGGUGACAAAAAGCACCUCUGCUCUCGGAAACACAGCCUGGAGGUGACCCAAGAGGAAGUACAGGAUGGGGUUGCAUCUGGAGGAGAGCACACACUUCAGAGUGUAGAGGAGAGCUCCUGUGAACUUCCCGCCAUCACCCGGGUCAGACCUGCCGAGCAGGGCUGCCUGAAACGGCCUGCGACUCGUAAGGUUGGUCGACAGGAAAUGAUGGAGGAUCUUGAUAAGGAGAAAUUAAAGGCCAAAGUGGUAGCAAAAAGACAGGACUGGCAUGAGAGACGUGAAUCUCUGCAAAAGCAAGAUGCUAUUCAAGAGGCUGAAUCUACCCAAAUCACUGGUGGAUGUUGUCCUGUUGAUAUCAAAGCUGCCAAUGCUACGGUAAAAGAUGUUUUUUAUAAAAAACUAAACACAAGAGUAUGUGAAAGCACCGUAGACUGUAUGACCAGCACUGGGGACUCUGCCUCAGUCUUUAAUGAGGGUAUAAGAUCAGCCCAAACCCAGUCAGACCGACAGCUGGCCUGGCAGAUUAAAGAGGGCAGUAAACCAGACAGGCUUGAUUUCAAAGCUCCCAAUAUGGAAUUUGCUCGAAAAAGGCAGUCAUUUGAGGAGCGUGAGGACUGUAUGUGUCGAAUCUCCUCUGGUGUUCAUGAAGGCCUUCAUUUUAAUACCACUAGGUCCAAAAGUCUCCAGCUGGAUUCUGCUGGAAUCACCACUUCUGGAAUUAACACAGACUCCUUGAGCCCUAAGCUAUUCAGUGGGCGAGGGGAGAGUGCCGUGGAGAAGCUUCAGAUUAUCUCGUCCACUGAGGGCUCCAUCAGAAAGACAUCAUCAGAGUACAAAUUAGAGGCACGACUCGUGUCUUCCCUGAAACCACUGAAGGGCACAUUGGACAUAGGACUGCUCUCUGGACCUAGGAUCUCCAAAACUGAUACAUGUCUCUCAAAAAUAGCCAGCAGCCAAGCCGAUAGUGGCGGCCUGGCAGGAGCCAUGCAAAACCAGACUGAAAAACAGCCUCAGAUCCAAACAAAUAAACAGACACAGACUGUCACGGAGAUGGAAAGUCUUUGUACUUUGAGCAGCAAAACUGCAGGAAAAGAGGAACCCACAUGUAAUAGAGAUAGUGUUAUUGGUUCAGUUAGCCAUGAAGGCACUCAUGACAAAAAUACACAGGCUGAACUAAUCAAGUUACAGGCCAUAUCCAGUAAAAUUGAGAGAAAAGAUUUGUCAGCAGGUGGAAAAACAGAGAGUAAGUUCAAAACAGUUCAGGAGAUGAGGCCUGCUCGACACAGUACUCAUUUUGCUUGUGGGAAAACACCCUCGAUAAGGGAGGUCAGCAAUGAAGACCAAGAUGAUGAGAUGGAAAAUCCAGAGGAAAAGCCUACCCUGCAAAACAACACUGUAGAAACAAAUAAACUAGUGACCCAUGACCAGGUCGUCAAGCAAAACCCAUCGGUACCCUCAGGCCUCUGUAGUGUUGACAAAGAUAAAAAUAUGAUUGAGAUCCUUGUCAGUUCACAGCACUCAGAGCAGGCUGUUGUACAUAACAGGCAAAUAACCAUGGAGAAAAAUAGGGAAGUGAAUACUCUGGGCUUAACCGUCGUUCCACAGGAGGUUCAUGAAUCUAAAAGUGUCAGAGAUGAUGUAGAAGAAGCUCAGUGCUCAACAACAGUGCAGACUUUGCCUCCAAAACCAGAAAUAGCAGUUAGUGUGCAAAAGUCAGAAUCGGAUACAAAAGGUGGGAUUGGGACGAGUGAUGAGAAGAAACCGCAAAGCACAGCUCAUAACUUACAGAAUAUUUCUGAGAGGAUACAUGAACAGACCACAGCAAGUCACACAACCAUGUUACAUGUGAAAUCAGAUCAGGUUCACUCACAGGGUAUAGUAAAAGAAAAAGGAUCUGUUCCACAAAGUUCAACUUUAACUGUUUCACCAGCACCAGAUAAUAAGUUGACUCCAGAUCCACCUCUUCAAAACAAACAGGAUAAAAUCAAUGCAUCUCCCAAUGCAGGUUCUCCUUUUAAGACCACUUCUGCAGUGGCUCCCCAGUCACCACAAUGUGUACACAAAAGCCCACAGUCAUCUGUUGAAGUCAAAUCAGACAGCACUGCAAUUAAACAGUCUUUGCAAAUAGCAUCAAAAACACUAACCAGUGCUGUCUCCGGAAACAGACAGAAAAGUUCAGAUUCUAUCUCCAAAACAGAUGACGGUGUCAAAACACAAAACAUUGGGGUGGAACAUGGAAAAAGGUACAGUUCUCAAUGUCAAGAGACAUGUGAAGUCAAAACUCAAAUCAAGGAUAAGGAUCAUAAGACUUGGAUGGUUCCAAAAGGGCCAAGUGACGAGUACAAACCUAAAGCAUCGAAAGAUAAAAUGGCACAAAACAUAGCAGUUUUGAAAGAAAAUGUAAAAUGCAUUAUGCCGAACGAGACUCGCAGUCCUGCAGAGGUCAAAAAUGGCAGCAUAAAGUGUGCAACACAUAAAGUCUUAGUUACUCCUCAGAUGCCUCCAGGAAACAAGUCAAAUCAGGAUUCGGGUGUCCAAGGGAUUGAAAAAACUAACAAUACUGUGCAAGAUCAGUCAGCAAACAUGCUCGAAGAAAAGUCGAAAGUCAAGAAUACUCCAGAUGUAGCCAGUCAGAAGAUCACCAAGCCAGUGACGGAUGUUUGCAAGAAGGAGGUGGUUCCUGCACCAAAAAAACAACCACAGUCAUCAGGUACUAGUUCCACUGGAAAGCAAAGCCUGUCAAAUUCCAAAAACAAAGCCAAGUUUGAACCCUCUCCUGUUACACACCAGAGUCUGAAAGUCACCGAAGAAAGAGGAACACAAGAAAGCAAAGCACCAGAGCAGAUCGUCAAAGACAACGCUGAUCUAAAACCAAAGGAGCAAAAAGUGUUCACAGUUCCAACAUCGAAAACUCAACCCCAGAGAGAGAGCUUGCCUCAGACAGGCCCUCAGGUUGGUUCUGUACCUGUACCUGCUGUUAAGGUUCACACACCAAGCGGACCUCCUACAGGCAAGGGUACUGGGGCUACAGUGGAGAUCUCAAAGUCGUUCGACUCCUCGCAGAAAGUAAACCGUAAAGACUCUCAGAAAUCCACAGCAUUGGCAAAGGAUGGUGCAGCACCAGAAAAAGAUUCGUCUCGCGCCAAGCAGUCCAAAGAGCCGCCCAGAGGUUCGGAUAAUAAAAUGUGACAAUAGGGAUAUCGAUGGUUGCCAAAUCACUUUAUGUAAGACAGACUGCAAGGCAAUCUUUUUUUUUUUUUUUUUCUUUUUAUGUAUUGAUUGUGUUUUCGCACCUUCCGUUCUGAGGACCGAUGAAGCUGUUACUUCAGUGUUUCGUGAAGGGCAAGAAGCAAUGAGUGCUAGUGUGUGUGCUAGUGUGUGUGCUAGUGUGUUGUCUGUUUCUGUAAAAAUCCUAGGGUCGAAUGUACCUGAUUUGCUGCUGAUUUGUCAAUUUGUAGUUUCAUGCAUCAUGAGAAAAGAGGUCAUGAGGUGUAUAGAAAAUGAUGUGUGCAAUCCACGUGACAUCGAGGGAAUUGAUGCCUUUGAGUCGUAAACGAACUGUGCCAAUUUAGAUUGUACCAAACAAGAACUCGUGUUGUUUAGGAGUCGUCAGAACCGCACCGAAUUGAGAUACAUAAAAUAUCGCAGGCGUUACUCGAUCCAUAUAAAGGUUAAAGUGAACGGCGACGGUUUUGUUCACGAUUUAGACAAGGUAUUUGUAGCAAUGGUGCUGAACUCUCAGCAAACACUCUUCAUGUGGGUAAAAGAUACCACCGACGUCAUUUUUCCGUCUCAUCGGUGUUCUUCUCGUUCUCGUUUGCUUUGACCUACUUAAAGGCAAAGUUUGUUUUGGGCCGAGGGAAUGCACGCUUAUCCCGUGCUUCUCACCUAGAACUAUUUUAUAAUGGAAUCAUCUUAGGGUUCUGGUUUCAUAUCUAGUGGAAGGGGCCUUAGAGUAUUUUUGGGCUGUCCAGCUUGCUGUUCUUAGCAGGUUGUGUCAAAAUUCACAUUCCUUUCACAUGCAUUUACUAAAUACUCAUUUUUAUGCAAUGUACUGUACAUAAAGCAAUGUUAAUUGUACAAAAGCUGAUCCGUCGGAUCAGGACUUUGAUUCUUCUGAAUAUGAGUGUUGUGUGUUUUAUAUGUAUAUAUUUUGCUAUGUCAUCUGUUUGUAUACUGUAACGUUUGUUGCUCAGCAAAGUUUUCACGAUGCCAUCUGAAAUAAGCUAGUCGAAAAAUAGAAAAUAAGGCAAGAUCUCGGCUUCUGAUGUGAUCUAUACUUGAAAUUACACAGGCACUAAAAGCAGUAAUCGCACUCUUAAGCAGAUGUCCUCUGAUCGUUGCUGAUGAACUAAAAGACAGAACAGAGGAAUGUUAAAUAGUGCAAAAGCUCUAUUUUUUAUUUAAAAAAAAAAAUGAUAUAAAUGUUAAAAAGUUUGCAUCAUUGUAUAUUAUAAUUGUGAUUAUUUCCCCGGUUUUCAGCACAUUUUUCACUUAUAGAUUUUAGGGCUUUUUUUUUUGUUUUUUUUUGGCCACCUAUCGAUGUAAACCAGAUCACGGCCACGUUUAUGAUCAGUCAGGUGGAUUUUCACAUCGCAGUCACGUUCAGCUAGUGUUCCUGUGUCCUGUCUCGUUUAUUGCCCAGCAGUUUAGUCGAGUCAGUUCAGUCGAGUAUGAUGUAUAAUACUUAUAAAAGUGGGACGUGUGAUAAUAAUCUAGUGUCUUUGCACUGUCCGUUAGCUGUACCUUUAAAUCAUGACUGAAAAAUAAUGUGGAAUUCAUUUGUUUAAACGUGACCGUAACGUAUGUAUCGUCUCUGAGUCACCCGAGUCGUUUCUGUAACACUUUCACAUACACGGUAAUGACGUAACAUUAAAUAAGAUGCUAUUUGCUCGUGUGUGUGUGUGUGUGUGUGUGUGUGUGAGUGAGAGAGAUAUGUGCUCUGAUAUGACUACAGUAAUCAGUCCUUUAUGUCAUAUAAAAUUAACAGGUUAUUUUAGUGACUUUGCCGUAAUCUGUAAUAUUAAAGUAAUAUUCUAGUUACCUGUAGAUCAAGAAAAGUAUACAAUGCUUUGGAGCGCUGAAUGUAAAUCACAUAAUGAUGAAGCGAUUAAUGAGAAGACGAAUGAAAUUGAGAGAUUUUAAGCGGUAUUAGGAAAAAAAAAUCUAAAAAUCUAAAACAUCCUCAUGAAGCUUUGCAAAUGUAAUGUUUGAAGCCUGAGGAGAGAAAACGCACCUUUUCUUUAACGAUACGUUGCAUUUGGACAAAAAAAAGAAGAUAAGGAAGAACAAGACCAUUAAUGUAAUGUGAAUGUUUAAUAGGGCAUCAACAUGUUAAAUGUUUAAUGGAUGGGUUGUCUUUCAGUCCCCAUGCCUUUUUAUCCGGACGACCGAUGUAAAAUCCUUAACGAAGCACAUUUCUUUGUUUACAGCGAAUUCCUGGAUGUAUAUUUUGAAUAUUGUGUUAUUAUUAAUUUUGCCAAAUCUGUGUUCCAUGUCAAAGGACAUUGCGUUGGUAGUGUUUGCAUGGCGUCUCUCUCCAGCAGGUUGUGCAGUUUAAGAUUGUCGGUCUACGGUAUAGACAAGUCUAUCCAUCGUGAAUCUGUCGGGUCUUAAACGUCCCCGAAAUCUUUUCUGGAAGUUUCCUUUUCCGUCAUCCAUUCUGUGAAGCUAGUGUUUGUAUAAACGGCCCUGCUUCAUCGUCUAUAUCAUCGUCUGUCUAAAUCUGUGCAAUAAGAGAUGUGGUUUUGAGUUUUUGUAUUUCACCCAAUGGAAGCUCUAUGGAUGUCAUAGAUGUUGUAUUCUAUACAAAUAUUUAUACUUCUAAAAAUUGUAUAAUUCUGAAAAUAAAAAGGCAUGACAUUAAGAA
Tachysurus vachellii is the source of this 10364-nucleotide messenger RNA. It is a transcript of the gene mast4, whose product is annotated as microtubule associated serine/threonine kinase family member 4. Lineage: Eukaryota; Metazoa; Chordata; Actinopteri; Siluriformes; Bagridae. The record is from RefSeq and is a predicted model, not a curated record. Gene Ontology annotation, molecular function: protein binding; magnesium ion binding; protein serine/threonine kinase activity. Bases 182 to 7684 code for a protein of 2500 amino acids. Gene Ontology annotation, biological process: intracellular signal transduction; peptidyl-serine phosphorylation. The transcript is spliced from 30 exons.